Messenger RNA from Ostreococcus tauri, 524 nucleotides. RefSeq names its product unnamed product. The record is from RefSeq and is a predicted model, not a curated record. NCBI's taxonomy places the organism in Eukaryota, Viridiplantae, Chlorophyta, Mamiellophyceae, Mamiellales, Bathycoccaceae. The transcript is spliced from 2 exons. The annotation marks the transcript as partial.
AUGGUGGACCUACGCGUUCGUCCAGAUCAAGCGUCGGAUGGCGAUUCUGACGACGACGGUGACAACGACGGUCUCGCUGCGCUUGCGCUCGUGGGGCUCGCUGGGAAUGACAUCCAACGGCCACGAGUCGCACCGGGAAGGGAGCUCGUGGGGCAGAAGAGAAAAAGUAGACGGCGGCGCAGUGAAUUGCGUCGCUUAAGCGCUUCAAGGAAGUUCUACGUGACGAAAAACGCUGGGUUGGCGAGGACAGAUCCCAACCAUUGGUCUCUCAAGAAGGUGGCGAAGAAGUUCAAGUUGAAGUCGCCGAACCCGGUAGUCGUUCUGAGUAAGCAUCUCAAGGCGCGCGGCGUGAAUUCGCGCCCAGUGGCAAAUGGUGGCCAAGAUAACCCCUUGCGGCCGAUUUUACACGAGAUUUUGACAUCACACACAAAGAUGAUGACAGUGGUGACUGAUUUCGUGAAAGAUAACGGGUCAAGAUCAGAAUCGGCCGACGUUGCAUUCCUUCCCGGUGGCGUCACGAGCGA